Messenger RNA from Populus trichocarpa (black cottonwood), 1149 nucleotides. RefSeq lists its product as uncharacterized. The record is from RefSeq and is a predicted model, not a curated record. The transcript is spliced from 2 exons. Lineage: Eukaryota; Viridiplantae; Streptophyta; Magnoliopsida; Malpighiales; Salicaceae. The coding region runs from base 162 to 977 and encodes 271 amino acids.
CAAACAUGUUCAAAAAGUGUGUACUAUAAUAAAUAGACAACCGCAGUGAAGAGAGUGGUUUACCAGUUUGAUAAGCUCCUUCCCUACGCGACGACAUCGUUCUUAUGUGAGCUGUUCUUCUCCUUUUUCUUUGAAGUUGUUUGAUUUGCUGUGAGUAAGAGAUGGAAGAUGUACUUACAGAGCUCCCGCCCCCUUCAAGGUUCUUUCAGGAAGAUCUGGACAACUUUGCAACUCCGUCACCACCACUUUCGUCUCCUUCCCUGCUGUUCUCUAAUCCUAAACCCGAUCAACCUCUCUGCCCUUCUCUCCUCAUCAUUGCAUUAUCUUCCCCUUCUCUGUAUAUCUUCCAUCAUAUAUCCUCGAAGACCCUAAUUGGCAGUCUUGUACUACCUGAGAUCCCUUUCUCAGGGAACUCAACUGAGCCCUCACUUGAUGACAAGUCUUGCAAUAUCUAUGCCCUCAAUGAUAUGGACAAUUUGACACUUGUUGUCUUGGUUCAGUGCUCUAUCAGUGCUGAGAGAUCCAAUGCAGUUGCUAAGUUGCUUAUUGGUGAUCAAAUUAUUCCCAAGAGGGUUCUAAUAAUGGAUUCAGUUCAGAGCCAGAAUUUCCGGGGUAAGCUCGCACCAGAUGAGACAUAUGUUUUCAAGCUAGAGACAUCAGCAGAGAGGAAAGGGCUGGAUGGUGAUGUUUGUGGUGGUUCAUCGUUAUUGAAAGGUUUAGACUAUUUCCCUUCAGGAAGUGUGCUGGAUGGCUUGGCAGCUGCUCUGUUGGCCAGAUGUCAGAUGAGGAAAAUCAGAGGAACUCUUUGUGUUUCAUGGCCUCGAUAUGGUGUUUAUGUGGUGGCUAUGGUGAAGUCUCUGCUGCAGAGGAAUGUGUUGCCUGGCUUUGACUUAAGUACAAUUGGAGAUGCCAAUGAUAAAUCUUCAAGGUUCACUUCGAUUAAGAAUUAUCCUUUUGAUUCUGAUAUGUAUACCUGAGGUGUUUUAAGCUUAUAGUGCUCAUUUAGCUCGCUAGUAAUACUUUGUUCCUGCAAGAAUUUUGAAAGACAUGAGCAGGAAGAUUGUUGAUUUUGGUUUCCAUCAUUGACUUGUAUUUUUCACCUUGCACUGAAACUGCAUGCAAGUUUUCUGCUCGACAUUUUUCCGUUCA